Molecule: messenger RNA, 1210 nt
Organism: Xylaria bambusicola
Lineage: Eukaryota; Fungi; Ascomycota; Sordariomycetes; Xylariales; Xylariaceae
Exons: 3
Coding region: 45-1097 (350 amino acids)
Source: RefSeq, a predicted model, not a curated record
GAAGCAGACAACUUACACUAAUCGCUCAUAUCGACUAUAUAAAAAUGCUUCUAUGUCUUCUUUUCGGUGCUGUGACUUGCAGCAGCCUCGCUUCAGCAACCACAGUGACGUUCGUAUCGUGGACAAGCACAAGCACAUGCAGUUAUCAACUUGAAUCCGGCGGUGUGCCACCUACGCCUGUUCCAACUAGUGAAGUUACAUUCUAUACCACUGAGAUUACAACCAACGCUACUUUAACUGUCCCCCCAACUUCGACGGUUGAGGCUCCCAGAGUUACUUCAACACUGCACACCUUAACCGCGUAUACUUUUGCUGUGCCAACUGUGACGGUCCCAACAUCUACAAGCUAUGCUCAAGUCUGGAAGACAGUGGCCACAGGCACCUUCGCUGAUACUGUUUGCGCCAACGGAGCAAACCCCACCACGGUGACCAAGUACACGGGUACGUAUACAGCUGUAUCAGGACAGGAGACCACUGUCCCAGCUACUUAUCCGGUUUCGGCUCUCUGCUCCACGGGAACCAUCUAUUAUAAUUUCAUCCUCCCAACUGUGACCCGGGGUUCUACUGUCACAACAACUUCGACACCAACGGUGUACGCAACGUCAUACACAACGACAAGUACCAGCACAAUAAUCUACUACACAGUAACGUCAUACUUAACUACAGUAUCAUCCACCAUCACCUCUUAUGUGCCGCACGCCGAGACCACAACUCACACAGUCGCGUGCCCGGAGAAGACUGUGACAAAGACACUCGACGCGCGUUGUGCACCGACGAAUCUAAUCGGUACCAUAAACGGCGAAGGGAUCCGCUCGGGUCGGUACGCAGAUCGGGUAUCUGUAAUCUACACGCGCGAGGAGCCAUGGGCAAGUGACUACACGGCUUGUUGCCAAGCAUGCAUCGACAACGAGGGAUGCGGAGCUUCUGACUCGGGCUUCGGCGCCUGUGGAUUAUACUACAGCGCCACGGUGGAGGGCGAGCCCAUCUGUGAUGCUUUCAUCCUCUCUUUUACUUCGUCUCCUAACGCCUAUCCGGGGCAGAGCCUUGUCUAUCAGACCGGAUGCGGCGAGAUUGAGUAUGAUGGCAGUUUACCGUAAUAGGUCUCGGAAAUCAGUGAAUAGAUGGUGGUGAUAUCACGUAUCCAACGACUAAUCUCACGAUUAAUGCGAACUUCAAACUACAUAUUGAUCGACUACAAAUAGGACAGCUC